Messenger RNA from Hemibagrus wyckioides, 1524 nucleotides. RefSeq names its product purine nucleoside phosphorylase-like. Bases 204 to 1082 code for a protein of 292 amino acids. The transcript has 6 exons. NCBI's taxonomy places the organism in Eukaryota, Metazoa, Chordata, Actinopteri, Siluriformes, Bagridae. Gene Ontology annotation, biological process: nucleoside metabolic process. Gene Ontology annotation, cellular component: cytoplasm. Gene Ontology annotation, molecular function: purine-nucleoside phosphorylase activity. The record is from RefSeq and is a predicted model, not a curated record.
GAAUAGUAUUUUAAGCGCUGACAUCGAGGUUUUCUUUCUUUUAACCUGUUUUAAUAUUUCUUCCGAUUUGUUUAACGUUUGGCUUUUAAUUUAAUGUUUUAUCAUAUUUAUAUACGGUUGUUUUGUUUACAUUAAAAGUCAUAGUCCUAUUUUAGUUUUACUUUAUUCUGUAUAGAUCGCUUUAAAAGGACGUAAUUACAGACAUGUUUCCUGAGAGUCACACCGGGUACAGCUAUGAGGAUUGCAUGGCUACAGCUGACUGGCUAUUGGCUCAGACUGCAGUGCGCCCACUGGUGGGCAUCGUUUGUGGCUCUGGUCUGGGUGGAUUGGCAGACCUGUUGAAGGAUCAGGUGGUCUUCAACUACAGAGACAUUCCCAACUUCCCCCAGAGUACAGUGCAUGGACACGCUGGACGGCUUGUGUUUGGGACUCUGAAAGGAAGGCCAUGUGUCUGCAUGCAAGGCCGCUUCCAUCUCUAUGAGGGAUACCCCAUCCAAAAGAUCACUCUGCCCAUGCGGAUAUUUAAGCUGCUCGGUGUAGAGACUGUGAUCUUGACUAAUGCUGCAGGAGGACUCAAUCAGGACUUCAAGGUGGGAGACAUCAUGAUCAUCAAAGACCAUCUAAACAUGCCUGGAUUCGCCGGCAACAAUCCGCUGAUAGGACCUAAUGACGAAAGGUUUGGUGUGAGGUUUCCCUGCAUGUCUGAUGCAUAUGACCGCGAGCUGCAGCAGCUGGCCAUGGACGUGGGCGUUGAGUUGGGUUAUGGUGAUUUCCUCAGGGAGGGGGUGUACUGUGUGCUUGGGGGUCCCUCAUUCGAGACCAUCGCUGAGUGUCGCAUGCUGCACAAACUGGGGGCUGAUGCUGUUGGAAUGAGCACGGUUCAUGAAGUAAUCGUGGCGCGUCACUGUGGAAUGCGCGUCUUUGCUCUGUCUCUGAUCACCAAUAAGGCUGUGAUGGACUACGACAGCGAGGAGAAAGCCAACCAUGAGGAAGUUCUCGAGACAGGCAAGCAGAGGGCAGAGCAGCUGGAGAGGCUGGUGUCCACCAUGGUCACUCGCAUUGGGCACAAUAACUAUUCCUAAACAAAACAUGAAAGCGAAACUGAACUCGAAAACAUGGUCAGGCUCAGCACUCAUUCGGCUUGUCCAAACUGAGCCAUCACACACGUGUUUAGUGCUUUGCAGCAUGUCUGUGUGUUUCAAUACUGUAGGUGCAAUGUUCCGGAGAAUUAAGAAACAAAAUAGAGCAAAAGCACUGAAGUGCAUGGAUAUCAUAUAUUUAUUGUAUUUGGGAGAAUCUCUGCUCAUGUACAUUCCUUUAGAGCAGAAAACAAACUGUCAGCCUGUAGAUAUAUAGAAAUGUGUCUUAAAACAUUAAUGAAUGUGUAUAUAUUAUCCCAAUUAUUUAAAUUCUAAGUAAACUUGAUUGCUUUAUGAAAGCUUUCUGCUGUACAGUAGAUAUAUAGAUUGUUCAUUGUGUCCCUUUUUUUUCUAACAUUAUUAAAGCUGUAUAUUUAUUACUUUA